This is a messenger RNA of Bombus pascuorum, 1053 nucleotides long. RefSeq names its product cuticle protein 21.3-like. NCBI's taxonomy places the organism in Eukaryota, Metazoa, Arthropoda, Insecta, Hymenoptera, Apidae. The transcript is spliced from 2 exons. The record is from RefSeq and is a predicted model, not a curated record. The coding region runs from base 118 to 1020 and encodes 300 amino acids.
UUGGAAACGGUGGCACCCAAAAUUCGAUUGAUCCCCCUGCAAGCUUUGCUGCAUAUAAAUACCGGGCCGAGUUUCGUAUUCUGUCAGAGCACAGCGGGUCCUUCAGUCAAGAGCAAAAUGGCAUUCAAGUUCGUAGUACUCGCAGCCUUCCUGGCAGUAGCCAGUGCCGGUGGCCCAGCCGCUUAUGACAUCGCAGCGUCGUCUGGUGACCACAGCAGCAUCGGUUUCAGCCAGGAGUCUACCCAGAAAGGUUUUGCCGGUCAGAACGUGAUUUCUUCUUAUUCGAAGUCCGACGACUCCGCUCAUUCCUUCGUCCGCGUGAGCAGCCACAGCGUUAGCAACGAUGGUCUUCUCAACUACGAAAUCAGCCACACUCCUAUCGUGAAGGCGGCCUACACUGCCCCAGCCUACCUCACGCCGACCGCCGCUCCCCUCAUUGCCAAGACAUACGCCGCCCCGUACAGCUACAGUGCUCCAUUGGUCACCAAGGCCUACGCCGCCCCAUACAGCUACGCAGCCUCAGCUCCUCUGAUCGCUAAGACUGCAGUUGCUGCACCAGCUCCUCUUCUGGCCAAGACCUACGCCGCCCCAGUCGCUGCUGCUCCUCUUCUCGCUAAAUCUUACGCCACUCCUCUGUCCUACGCUGCGCCAACUGCUCAUCUGUCCUACGCAGCACCAACCGCUCAUCUGUCCUACGCAGCACCAACUGCUCAUCUGUCCUACGCAGCACCAACCGCUCAGCUGUCCUACGCUGCAUCAGGUGCUCCUCUCCUCGCCAAAAGCUACGGAUACGCUGCCCAUGCUCCAGUCAUCGCCAAGAGUGCCCUGAUCGCACCAGCCCAUGGAUACACCGCCUCCAUCGCGUCAGCACCUCUUCUAACUAAGACAUAUGCCGCCACUCCUCUCGCCCACGCAUACGCUCCACAGGCUCAAUUGAUCUCCAAGGCCUACGGAUACGAAGCGGCUGCCCCCGUCGUGCACACGGUAUUCAACGGUCUUGGUACCAGCUACUCCUGGUAAACCUUUGUGACCCUAUACGUUAAGCCUUUCGGU